AUGCCUGUUGUUGCUGGCGGCCAGUACUCCAUGCCCAGCGAGCUUUCGAGUCGGCAAAGGAGAACCUCAUCACCACCACUGGAAGCUUCUCCCGCCACUAUCGCGUAUGACCUCGACGACUUCGAUCUGCUGAGGCCUCCAACAACCUCAAGUCGGCACCACGAGGCGGCAUCACAUCGACCUAUGGCCGGUAACUACAGAUCUGAGGGGAAUGUGCCGCGUGUGCGUCGUUCACCGUCUCCUGCGAUGACGCGCCAUAGGUCCUCGCCACCAUCGCGUGUUAGAGAUCAUGCUCAUACGCGGGCACGGGAUGACGCUGAACCCCGGCCAAGACGCGCUUCAAGGAGUCAUGUUCGCGGCCACUCGUCUGGAGAAACUGCAUCGAAGUCCUCGUCGAAGUUACCGGCCCCUGAGUCCUUGUCCCGGGGCAUUGCUCUGAAGUCCUCGUCAAAGGCGGCCACCCCUAGCUCUUCAUCGAAAAAGUCUGCUCCUGAGUCCCUAUCGAAGGCGUCUGCUUCUAAAUCUUCUUCGAGGAUGCCUGGAUCCAGUUCUUCAUCAAGGCCACUUCCAAGUUACUCCUCCAAGAUCCUUGCUAUGAACUCCCCGUCGACGGCGUCGGCUCCCAGCUCUUCUAAGGCGAUUGCUCCAGACACGUCGAAGAGUGUGCCUUCUAGUCCCUCUUCCAAGACUCCUGCGACAAAAUCGAGGCUACACAUUCCAGAUUCCUGGUUGCGUACGCUUGCCGCGAAGUCCUCGUCGAAGGCGACUCCUCCAGCACCAUCGUCGAGUGCCCAUGUUCGCUCGUCCUCGUCCAACGCGUCUGCUGCCGGAUCAUCGUCACGAGCGCGUGCGCUCAGUUCCCCGACCGGAUUGCCUAUUCGCCGGGAGCACAGACACAAGAGGUCUGCAGACGACAAAACGCGCACUUCCCGCGAUCCGCGCCCGCUAUCCUCCUGGCAGACCGCAAACACCCCCCCGCCUAUCGAUCCUGCACCCAACACAGGGUACGUCCCCCUCGGGAGGACGUCGCACUACGCACCUGCGGCGGAUUCGUUCAAUGCGCGGUUCCAGUGGUAUAAGGACCAUUAUGGUGAUACCGCAGAGCUGGAGGGCGAAUUUGAUGAGGAUGACCCGAUGUUUUUGAGCGACUGGGUUCAUGUCUCUCCCCAAGUGGACGCGCAGUUUCCUGAGGCCGCGAGUAUGAGGAGCAGGCAGAAGAAGUUGCGGAAGCAACAUCCUGCUGCGAGGAAAUAG
Messenger RNA from Sparassis crispa, 1254 nucleotides. RefSeq lists its product as hypothetical. The transcript has 3 exons. The coding region runs from base 1 to 1254 and encodes 417 amino acids. Lineage: Eukaryota; Fungi; Basidiomycota; Agaricomycetes; Polyporales; Sparassidaceae. The record is from RefSeq and is a predicted model, not a curated record.